Molecule: messenger RNA, 628 nt
Organism: Cannabis sativa
Lineage: Eukaryota; Viridiplantae; Streptophyta; Magnoliopsida; Rosales; Cannabaceae
Product: auxin-responsive protein SAUR24
Exons: 1
Coding region: 105-470 (121 amino acids)
Biological process (GO): response to auxin
Source: RefSeq, a predicted model, not a curated record
GUGAUUACACAAGGAGUAUGCCUCAAUCAUCAGACCCCAUCUAACCUAAUUUGCUCUGCAGUCUUGACCAUUCAUUUCAAAGAGCAUUGGUUAUAAAUACACAUAUGAGUGUUAUCACUAGCAUCCCAACUCCUCAAACUCACAAGUACUCACCUUUCUUCUUUAGGCACAAUCUUAUUAUUACAAUCAUGGGUUUUCGCUUUGCUAGCUUAGUUCAUGCCAAGCAACUCAUUCAGAGGCCUUUUUCAAGCACAAAAGAUAUUCCAAAAGGCUUUGUGGCAGUUUAUGUUGGUGAUGAGAGCAGAAUGAAGAGGUUUGUGAUCCCUGUGGCAUACUUGAACCAACCUUCAUUCCAACACUUUCUAAGUCAAGCUGAAGAAGAAUUCGGAUUUGAUCAUCCACUGGGAGCUCUUACAAUUCCAUGCACAGAAGAUUCUUUCAUCGAUCUUAUUUCUCACUUAAGCUCCUAAGCUUAUGAGUUUACACACCAACAGAUGCUAACCACACUAAACUUAUUGUUACAUUUUUUUAGGCAUACACAAUGCCAUGUUGUAAAUAUUUUUUCCUUGGGAACAAAAUUUGUCCCAAAAAUGAUACAAAUUAAUGAAUAUUAUUGGAAUUUUUCUCA